Messenger RNA from Leucoraja erinaceus (little skate), 4402 nucleotides. RefSeq names its product claudin-10-like. Bases 536 to 1243 code for a protein of 235 amino acids. The record is from RefSeq and is a predicted model, not a curated record. NCBI's taxonomy places the organism in Eukaryota, Metazoa, Chordata, Chondrichthyes, Rajiformes, Rajidae. Gene Ontology annotation, biological process: bicellular tight junction assembly; cell adhesion. The transcript is spliced from 5 exons. Gene Ontology annotation, cellular component: plasma membrane; bicellular tight junction. Gene Ontology annotation, molecular function: structural molecule activity.
UAGGAGACGUUUCGGGUAGGGACCCUUCUCAGGAGUCUGAAGAAGGAUCCUGACUCGAAACGUCGCCAGACUUUUAAAAUGUUCGCCUAUUUCUGUUUGUUUCGAGAAUGUAGCAAUACAUCACUGUUAAUUUAGCUUGGAUGCAGUAUUUUGCUGUAAUAACAAGCCCUUUGGAAUAUGUUGUGAUUGCUGUUAUCCUAGUUUUCUUUCGAGCAUUGUUCUAAAUUUGUAGAUCUCAGGAAGACGAGGUACUCACCAUGUUUAAAGGUGUUGAACAGAGGCUGUCUGUGCGAUGACGUAAGGUAAUUGUCCUGUGCCCAGAUUUCAACUUUUCAGCAAAUGUUACAUUCAUUCAUUCCUAAAGACACAGGUCCUACCACACGCAGCCUCCUGAGAAGCAAAAGAAAAACAGGUCGAUUUUACUAUUAUUUCCUCUAAGCGUCGAAAAUUGAGAGAUUCAAAUAGAGAUAAUCGACGGAAAAGGGAACACAAGCGUACAGGUGUUAAACUGUUAAACGGUUUAAUAAGCCUAAAAAUGACGAAGAUGACCAUUGAAAUCGUUGCCUUCGUGAUAUCGGUGUCUGGAUUUAUUUUGAUAUCUUCCACGUUACCCACGGACUACUGGAAAGUGUCUAGCAUCGACGGUACUGUUAUCACCACUGCCACAUUUUGGGCCAAUCUCUGGAAAACCUGUGUGACAGAUUCCACCGGCGUCUCCAACUGCAAAGACUUCCCAUCCAUGCUCGCACUCGAUGCUUAUAUCCAGGUCUGCAGAGGUCUCACGAUUGCUGCCGUUUGUCUGGGAUUUUUUGGUUGCAUAUUUUCACUGGUGGGGAUGAAAUGCACAAAGGUUGGAGGCUCAGAAAGUAUUAAAGGAAAAAUUACCUUUUUUGCAGGAAUGCUGUUCAUUCUUUCUGGUUUGUCAUCUAUAAUUGCUUUUUCGUGGUAUGCAAAUCGAAUUACUGCACAAUUCUUUGACCCUAUGAUAGUGGAACAAAAAUUUGAAUUAGGAGCUGCUUUGUUUAUUGGCUGGGCUGGUUCUUCGCUUUCUUUAUUGGGAGGCAUGAUAUUUUGUUUCUCCUUAUCUAAUGAUGAAGUUUCUCCAAGAGUAUGUUAUGGCUACAAUACUGCAGCAUCUGUUUAUUCUCCUGCAGUGAAGGCACACAUUGUUGCAGAAGAAAUGGCAUCAGCUGGGAAUGUAGAAAUAAUGCCAAAGCAAUUUGAUAAGAAUGCAUAUGUUUAAUAAAAACACAAUAGUAAAUUAAAGAUAUGUAGGAGGGAAUUGCUAUACCCAUGUGCUAUACCCAUACCCUAUAUCUGGCUUUGCUCAGAUAGGCACACAAACACAAAAUGAAACAACUUAUAGAUCAGUGGCGAGUCUAUCCAACAAGUAGGAUUAUUGAAGGCCUUAACAGUGCGCACUGAAAAAACACUUGAGAACCCAAAGUGUUUCAAAGAUUCACAGUACCUCCAGCAUUUUAUAUUCUUAUGGCGAUGGUUAUUUGUGGAUUUGAAGUGGCUUCAUUGAUCAAUGUCUCUGUAAUCUUUCAUCUUUGUCUUUCCCCAGAGUUAUCUUUAACCCUAUGCUUCCUGUUAUCUUGAAAACUCUCUCCCAUACAUCUAACAAAUAGAUACCAUCAAUGUCAAUAUCCCUGUAGGUAGAAUUGAUGGGGUCUACUUAUCAAAAAUGCCAUUUGUUAACUUAUUGGAGACUUGCCUUCCAAACACAGUGACAAAGGGCAGCUGUAAUCUCAGGGAUACAACAGAUAAGAAUUUAGACAGAACUGCGGACAACUAUCCCCUCAAUAGAUAAGGAAGCCUGCUACUCAGCAGAGUGUGUUACUUUUAUUAACCUUAGAUAUUUACAACCCCCCAAUGUUUAAUUUAACUAAGCUAAUUAAAGUUUCCUGUGCUGUGAAAACUAAAUACAUUGGCACAUCCAUUCAGCACAAAAAUUGUCUCUUUGGCCCAACCCGUCCACGUCCGUCAAUAUGCCCCAUCAAAGCUAAUCCCAUUUGGCUGUUUUUUUACUCAUAGCACUCCAAACCUUGCCUAUCCAUGUACCAGCUCAGUGUCUUUUAAAAGCUGUUAUAAUACCUGCCUCAACCACCUCCUCUGUCAACUCAUUCCAUAUACCCACCAACCUCAGUGAAAAAGUUGCCCCUUAGGUUCCUAUUAAACCUUGGUCCUCACACUUUAAAUCUACAGUAUGACCUUUGGUUCUUCAUUUUCCUACCCUGUGUAAGAGAUUCUCUGCAUUCACUCUGUCCAUUUCACUCAUGAUGUUACACACCUCUAUACACCUUUACAAGACCCCUCAGUCUCCUGCAUUCCAAGAAUAAAGUCCCAGCCUGCCCAACCUCACCCUAUAGCUUAGGCAUCGACUCCAGGCAACAUCCUGGUUAAUCGUCCCUGCACUCUUUCUAGCUUAAUGACAUCUAUCAUACAGUAGGGUGACCAAAACUGAACACAGUACUCCAAAUGUGGUGGCUCAAAGUCUUCUAGAUAUGCAACAUUACAUCCCAACUUCUUUAGUUUUUUUAUAGAUGCAGUGUGGAAAAGUUCACCUGUACAUCGAUCACCCAUGCACUAGUUCCAUGUGAUCCCACUUUUGCAAUCUACACAUUAGGGGGAAUUUACAGCAGCCAAUUAACUGACAAACUUGCACGUCUUUGAAAUGUGGGAGGAAUCUAGAGCACCUGGAGAAAACUCAUGUGGUCACAGCAGGAAUGUACAAACUCCAUACAGACAGCCCUCAUCGUCAGGAUUGAACCUGGGUCACUGGUGCUGUGAGGCAGUGGAUUUACCGCUAUGCCACUAUGAGACCCAAUACUCUGACUGAUGAAUGGCAAUAUAACAAAAGCCAUCCAUCUAUCUUUGACACAGUUUCAGAGAACUAUGUAAGAUCUCCAAGAUCCUUCUUUUCUACAACACUCCCAAGGGCCUUCAGUGUGAAAGUCCUGCCCAAGUUCUCUUCCAUAAAUGCAGUACCCCACACUCAUCUGCACUAAACUCCAUUACCACCUACUUUAAUGCAUCUGCAAACUUAUUAAUUAUGCCUUGUACAUCCUCAUCCAAAUCUUUGUUAUGCAUCUCAAAUAGAAACAGGCACAGCACCUAUCCCUGAGGCACGCCACUACUUAAAGGCCUCCAGUCUGAAAAGCACCCAUCCACCACCACCACCACUCUCUCCCUUCCAUGCAGCUAAUUCUACAUCCAGUCAGCUAGCUCUCCCUGGAACCCACACGAUCAAACCUUGCAGAGCAGCCUACCAUGUGGACCCUUAUCAAAAGCCUUGCUGAAGACCAUAUAGACAACACUCUAUAUAGCCUGGGCCUUGCCUUCAUCAAUCUUUUUAGUUACUUCUUAAAAAAAGCCAUGACCACCCUUUUAGGUUUGAGUUGUCUGCAAUCUCCUGGCAAUUUUUUCAAAAUUCACAUUAACUAUUUAGCAUUAUGCAGUUCAUCCCUUUUAAUUUCACAGCUCCACCCAUAUAGCCUCACUGACAAAUCAUCAAUAAUGUCAUGUCAGACUAGCCAUAAAGCAUCUUCGUAGCUUUCAUAACUCCACCUCUAUCUCAUCUUUUUUUCACACAAUAAACACAUUGUAUUAAAUUGCUGUUUUUGUCUAUAAAAAGAAGACACUAUUGCAAACUAAUUUCUUUGUUGUUAUAGCGGGUGUCCAGCCAAAAACUAAGCGGACACAAGUUGUGUGCUCGAGACGCGUUUUAUUCUGUAUGACACAACUACCUACUCCUCAAAUGGGCACGGGCAUUGCCCGACCUUAAAUACGCCUAUGGGUCAACCCCGUGACCUGCGCCUCCCACAUCAAAACACCUAACUCCUCCCUCCAGAGCCGAGGGUUCACUCUGCCCGUGGUCUACCACCAGGUGCGGCCACAUGACCCCCCCCCCAGAACCAGAGGCACGGAAACGGACGGGACGCCGAACGAGGCGGCCAGAUCGCGUAGAUACGUUCCCUCGCACAGGGGACUUGCCCUGUCCGGAAUAAUUCAAGCGGACCCAGGACGGCGGGCGCCCGCGACGGGGAGGUUGCGCCACCUGUACUGGCUCGCUCAGGUCCAGAUGUGCUGGCUUUAAACGAGCCACGGAUACAGUUUCCUGCCGGCCCCCCAGUCCAAGACGAAUGUCGUGCGCCCGUGUUGCAGCACCCGAAAGGGACCGUCAUAAGGGUGCUGCAAGGGCGACCAGGUGCCGCCACAUUGUUACAUUUAUCACACUUCAUGGUUAACGUGCAAAGUUGGAUACUGCAUCAAUGUCUGAAUUGCUCUUGAGAAAUAAAUUGUGCGUUUGAGAUGCUUAUUUGAUCAAAAUUCAUCCUGUUUUCUUGCCACCUAAAAAAUAAGUGGAAGUCAUCCAAUGUUUAACAAUUGAUUAAAUGUA